Molecule: messenger RNA, 2337 nt
Organism: Lineus longissimus
Lineage: Eukaryota; Metazoa; Nemertea; Pilidiophora; Heteronemertea; Lineidae
Product: ammonium transporter Rh type A-like
Exons: 10
Coding region: 245-1747 (500 amino acids)
Biological process (GO): ammonium homeostasis; ammonium transmembrane transport
Cellular component (GO): plasma membrane
Molecular function (GO): ammonium channel activity
Source: RefSeq, a predicted model, not a curated record
UAUAUCACAGAUAACAAUGCAUAAACACACCAGAUUUUCAGCUCUCUGAAAUCUGCCAACUUGGUGAACUGUGAAUAAACCGGGCGAUCCGAGUUGCGCGCUUGGCCUGGGCUGAUAUUCGAGGCGUCUCAGUAGCCGUUGGCGCUCAGUUAGAUACGGAAGGUGCGCGUUCCUUGGGUUGCGUUACUUGUUUUGAGUGAUAUAGGAGGACAUUCAGUACAACAGUAAGAGUAACACACUCCGAAUGCAGGCGGAAAAGGAAGAGCGAUCAAGUAUGGGGAGGUCUGGCAACGACUGCGGCUGGCGACGAGGGAAACUGACCGCCUUCCUUAUAGUCUUUGAGAUCAUCUUCAUCGUGUUGUUCGCCAUUUUCAUCGACUAUGAUCCCACCGCAAACGCCCGCCAUAUCAGCAACAGCUUGGACCUGGCCAAGAACGGAUCCGACCCCAAAAAGAAUAUCGUCAAGGAGUUGUACCCAAUGUUCCAAGAUGUCCACGUGAUGAUGUUCGUCGGUUUUGGUUUCCUGAUGACAUUCUUGAAGAGAUACGGUUUCGGAAGUGUUGGUCUAAACUUCCUCAUAGCUGCGUUCGUCAUCCAGUGGGCGACGCUGUUGACAGCGUUCCUCCACCUCGAUCAUGGCAGAUAUGCCCUCACUAUCAUAGACCUGAUCACCUCUGACUUUGCCGCAGCCGCCGUCCUGAUCUCGUUUGGUGCUGUCCUCGGGAAGACCAGUCCUUUGCAGCUCAUCAUCAUGGCCUUCAUUGAGAUCAUCUUCUUCACUGGCAAUGAGUAUAUUGGACUCUAUAUGUUCAAGGCUGUAGAUGUUGGUGGUUCCAUGUAUGUCCACGUGUUCGGAGCUUACUUCGGCAUCGCCGUUGCCAGGGUGAUAUAUCAUGGUGAUGUGGAAAAGUCACAGAAAGAGGGCUCUGUCUACCAUUCUGAUGUCUUCGCCAUGAUCGGUACGGUGUUCCUGUGGAUGUUCUGGCCCAGUUUCAACAGCGCCCUGGCGCCGGGAGACGACCAGCACCGAGCUGUCAUCAACACCUACUUCGCCCUGGCUGCCUGCUGUGUCACUGCCUUCGCAGUUUCCGCCGCCGUGUGUAAAGAGAAGUUCGACAUGGUCCACAUCCAGAAUGCCACCCUGGCUGGGGGCGUGGCUGUUGGUACCUCUGCUGACAUGAUGAUCGGUCCAUUUGGUGCUAUGAUCAUCGGUAUGCUGGCCGGGACGCUGUCUGUACUGGGAUACAAGUACCUCUCGCCUGUGAUGGCCCGACGCCUGAAGCUUCAUGACACGUGCGGUGUUAACAACCUUCACGGCAUGCCAGGAUUGCUGGCCGGAAUCAUCGGGACCAUCGUCGCUUCCCUCGCUGUCGAGAAGAAUUAUGGAUACAGUCUCUACGAAAUCUUCCCCGCCCGAGCCCCCGCCGCCAACACCACACAACUCCUCGAGAUUCAGAAGGUACUCAGCAUCAACAGCGGCUCUGGACGCAGCGCUGGAAUGCAGGCAGCCAAUCAAGUCUUCGCUUUGUUACUCUCGCUUGGAUUCGCUAUCGUUGGAGGAAUACUCACGGGCUUCAUUAUGAAGAUCCCCCUUUUCGAGCCCCAAAGCGGUGGCGACAUGUUCUCAGACAGACGAUACUGGGAGUUGCCUGACGACUUUGUUGAAGAGGCCCAAGAAGGGGAGUCCCAUGAUGACAGUGAAAACCAUGUGAAGGUGCCUUUGGGUGAGGAGAACACGAGAAUAUAAACGAUCUGAUACGAAAACUCCAAGUUGUGGCGAUAUCUAGGCUAUUUUGAGCUAAAAUAAUAUUUCUAAUAUAAAACUGCGACAAACUUUGGACUUUGUAUUGGAAAUAUCAGUCCGUUUAAGAACACUUUCUUACAAGCGCGGCUGCCGCUGCAAAAGGAUGGUCAAGGACCAUUUGGAGAAAAUGGGCUAGCAAAUCAGUCGAAAGGGAAAUGCAUAAGGACAGCCAAGUCCAGCAGACCUGAGCUGUGUGGGUAGGUAGUCGGCUGGGUGGGUGGGUGGUAGGGGAGCUGAGUGGGUUGGUGAUCAGCUGGGUGGGGUGGGGAGAAGCUGAGUGGGUAGGUGCAUGGUCGGCUGGGUAGGCCUAAGGGUUGGUGGGAUAGGGAUAGACAUAUAUGUUCUAACCUUGUGGCUGUGGGAUCUACACACAUUUCAAUAAACCACCACACGCACGUACUUGCACGUUUAUUAUCAGUAUUAUUAUCAUUAGGUAGUACCAUAUAUUUUUGAUAGCAUUCUCAACAUGUUACCGACAUUUUAUGUACGAUCAUUUUUACCUUUUUAAAAAAUUGUAAAGGAAAUAAAACGAU